Messenger RNA from Dalotia coriaria, 667 nucleotides. It is a transcript of the gene mRpL41, whose product is annotated as mitochondrial ribosomal protein L41. Gene Ontology annotation, biological process: translation. The transcript has a single exon. NCBI's taxonomy places the organism in Eukaryota, Metazoa, Arthropoda, Insecta, Coleoptera, Staphylinidae. Gene Ontology annotation, cellular component: mitochondrial large ribosomal subunit. Gene Ontology annotation, molecular function: structural constituent of ribosome. The record is from RefSeq and is a predicted model, not a curated record. Bases 143 to 622 code for a protein of 159 amino acids.
CAUGCGUUGAUGCGUGUGUUUUUGAGGUUAGAUUUAUUACUCAGGUCUACUGAGUUAGUCUUUCCAGACCAAAGACCAAAGAGAAUGAGCAUAAAAUAAACCAUUUUACACUUCAAUUUGCUGAUUCAAACGUCAAACAACAAUGUCCUGUAUUAAUUUCAUAAUUAAACGUUCGAUAUCUACUACCGCAAUUUGCAAUGGUAAACGAAACUUUAAGAAAUUUUCUCUGUCCACUAAACGCGGCACAAGAAUAUUCAAACAACAACAAAUGGAAAAUCCCGACCCGGAUAUCCCAGUUGAUAAACGUGGAGUGCGAGACACGGGCUACACAAGCAAUGGAAAAUUUGUGCUUGUACAAGAAAUGGUCCCUGAAUUAAUAGUUCCUGAUUUAAAGGACUGUAAAUUGAAGCCCUAUGUUUCAUACAGAACACCAGAUGUUAUUCAGAGUGAAUUUACUGCACAAGACCUGUUUGAUGCUAUCUACAGCAAAAAGAUCACUGAAGAUUUUCAGAAAAACAAACUGAAUGCUGAUGGCAGUCCUGAGGAACCUUCCACUGAAGAAAAACUUACACCUCAAGAGGCAUAUCUAAAUGCAAGGAAAACUGGUGCUGACAUUAUGUAAUAGUAAUAUAAAAUAGCUGUUUAGAUUAUAACAUAUAGAAAUUAA